AUGAGAGGAUCCCCCCUGUUCCUCUGCCUCUUCUCUGUGUCCUGCUGGAUGAAUUUGAUGCCCACAUCUGGGGACAAAAUCUUCCACUUUGGAGCCUGCAGGGUUUCCAUCAGCAUGACAGAGAUCAGGGCUGGCUUCACAGCAAUUAAAGCCAACAUUCAAUCCAGAGACCCCAUCCGGACCCUGAGCAUCCUGUCCCACCCUCACUCCCUCCACAAGGUCAAGCUCUUCACCUUCUACGUGGACAAGGUUUUCAAGCACUGCAGGACCGAGGACUCGUUUGUGAACAGGAAAAUCAGCAGCAUUGCCAACUCCUUCCUCAGCACGAGGAGGAAGCUCGGGCAGUGUCGUGAGCAGAAUAAUUGCCUGUGUGGGGAGGAAUCCACGGAGAAAUUCAAGCAAAUACUUGCAAACUACGAAGGGCUGAAUGUCACAUCUGCAGCCAUGAAAUCCCUGGGGGAGCUGGACAUCCUCCUGGACUGGAUGGAGAAAUCUCGUUAG
Messenger RNA from Lonchura striata (white-rumped munia), 501 nucleotides. NCBI's taxonomy places the organism in Eukaryota, Metazoa, Chordata, Aves, Passeriformes, Estrildidae. The record is from RefSeq and is a predicted model, not a curated record.